AUGGUACUUUGCUUUCUUUGUUAUAUACUGAAACUUUAUAAUUGUUAUCUUAAUAUCUUUGGAUUUUGUAAAAGAAGUCUUUAUUCUUUAAAGAUUCCAAAGAGAGAAUUUUCUAUAUGGAAUCAUGACUUUUGGGAAUUUGAUACUUAAGUAGGAUAUUCACUUUAUGGUGAUUUUACAAUAAUAUAAUUAAUAAUAUCACAUAGUUUUAUUAAGAUGAAGUAGACUCAUGACAUUAGAAAUGAUGAACUUGAAUUUAAAAUAUUCUUAGGAAAAAAGAAUCCUAAAGAAUUAAUUAAAUAAUAUAAUUAAUAUUUAAAUGGUUGGGAAUUGCAUCAAUUUUGGGCAUUUGGAUGGCAUUAAAGCAGAUGGGGAUAUUAAAUUACUUCUGUUAUUAAAGAUGUUAUAAGAAAUUAUAAAGAAUCUGAUAUUCCAUUAGAAGUUAUUUGGACUGAGUUAGAUUAUAUGUAGGUUAGAAAAGAUUUUACUUUAAAUGAAGUAUUAUAUCCAAGAGAAGAUCUAUAAAACAUAACUUAAUAAGAUGGAGUUUGUUAGAUUCCAAUUUUAGAUCUUGGAAUAGCAAUAGAUGGUGAUUGUGGAAGAGAUCUUGUAAAAUCAAGGGCAUAUAUUAAGAGUAAUAGAUGA
Messenger RNA from Paramecium sonneborni, 645 nucleotides. The record is from the annotation of a GenBank genome assembly. NCBI's taxonomy places the organism in Eukaryota, Ciliophora, Oligohymenophorea, Peniculida, Parameciidae.